AGGUGGGCGUGCCGGCCAGGAGGAGAGGCGGGACCUAUAAAGCGCUCUCCGUUUGGGAGGCGGAGCGGCCGGGUGCAGCCUGUGCUGGUGGGCGCGGUGGCCCGCAGCCUUCGGCUCGCUGCAGGAUUGUGCAGGGGACCACUGUCCGAGCUUCGGACUACUGAGGGGCGCCGCCUGCCUUGGUUUACCCUUCAGCGUCUGGUGAAAUCCGGCAGCGCCUAGGGAAAGAUCCGUUCUGCUCCGCGAGGGAAACAGAGCCGUUGACCAUGGUUGCAACGGGCAGUUUGAGCAGUAAGAACCCGGCCAGCAUUUCAGAGUUGCUGGACGGUGGCUAUCACCCUGGGAGUCUGCUAAGUGAUUUCGACUACUGGGAUUAUGUUGUCCCUGAGCCCAACCUCAACGAGGUGGUAUUUGAAGAGACAACAUGCCAGAAUUUGGUUAAAAUGUUGGAGAACUGUCUGUCCAGAUCAAAGCAAACCAAACUUGGUUGCUCUAAGGUCUUGGUCCCUGAGAAACUGACCCAGAGAAUUGCUCAAGAUGUCCUGCGGCUCUCGUCCACGGAGCCCUGCGGCCUUCGGGGUUGUGUUAUGCACGUGAACUUGGAGAUUGAAAACGUAUGUAAAAAGCUGGAUAGGAUUGUGUGUGAUGCUAGCGUGGUGCCAACCUUUGAGCUCACGCUUGUGUUUAAGCAGGAGAGCUGCCCGUGGACCAGCCUCAAGGACUUCUUCUUCAGCAGAGGUCGCUUCUCCUCGAGCUUUAGGCGAACUCUGAUUCUCAGCUCAGGAUUUCGACUUGUGAAGAAAAAACUGUACUCCCUGAUUGGAACGACAGUCAUUGAAGAGUGCUAAGGAGGAAAAACAAUUAAAGGCCCCUAAUGAGUGGAUAAUAAACCUCUGAAGCUAUCCAGCCA
Mus caroli (Ryukyu mouse) is the source of this 910-nucleotide messenger RNA. It is a transcript of the gene Ddit4l, whose product is annotated as DNA damage inducible transcript 4 like. NCBI's taxonomy places the organism in Eukaryota, Metazoa, Chordata, Mammalia, Rodentia, Muridae. The record is from RefSeq and is a predicted model, not a curated record. Gene Ontology annotation, cellular component: cytoplasm. Gene Ontology annotation, biological process: negative regulation of signal transduction.